Molecule: messenger RNA, 4246 nt
Organism: Clupea harengus (Atlantic herring)
Lineage: Eukaryota; Metazoa; Chordata; Actinopteri; Clupeiformes; Clupeidae
Gene: trafd1
Product: TRAF-type zinc finger domain containing 1
Exons: 11
Coding region: 1658-3355 (565 amino acids)
Biological process (GO): negative regulation of innate immune response
Cellular component (GO): mitochondrion
Molecular function (GO): zinc ion binding
Source: RefSeq, a predicted model, not a curated record
CUAGUCUUGUGACUCUGUUUUAAGCUUGGACUAACUUGUUGGUAGCGGCUUAGAUAGCAUAGCCAAUGUAGCAUAAGGUUAGGUGUUUGCAUAGGUUGUUAUUGUUUACCCGUAGCUAGUCGUCGAUAGUUUGAUAACGUUAGCUAUUACUUUUGCAAGCUCGCUUAUCGCACACGACAGUUAAGGUUUGCUGAAGCAGUACAAUACAUAUUUAUCUGUAGAUUUUGUAAACUACAAGGUAAGGAUCUUAACCACUUGUCGCUAGCUAACACCAGUUGCUGUAAGUACUGUUAUAGAAAAUAAAUGAACGCAAAAAAAUGUGUUGCCUGGAAGUUGAACUGGUAAUCUUAAAUCAAAAAAGAUUCAAAUGUGGAGAGGGCAUACAAGAUAACCACAUGACUAAAUUGGACAACAUCUGUCUUCCCAAGCUUUCCUAAUAUGUGCCUGUUUAUCAACAUUCCAACCUAGAUUUAAUCCUUAACACAGCAGAGAAACUGCUUUUGUUAACCAAUUACUUCCUUUGUGUAGCUGAUGCUUGACGACUUUCCAUAGGCUACUCAUCCUACAGGACCUCAGUGCAGCCUUUGACACCAUUUUUCAUUGGCUUUUGCUAUGUCUACCAACAUUGGAGUCUGUGGCAGUGUACAUCAGUGGUUCACAUGCUACCUUGAUGACGGGACACAGUCAGAGCGCUCAGCUGUCACCGAGGGGGUUCCCCGAGGCUCCGUUUUGGGGCUUCUACUUUUUAUCAUCUAUCUCCUCCUACUCUGCAACGUCUUUUUGUGAAGUCAUGGUGUUCACAUUCACCGUUAUGUUGACAACACUCAGCUCUACAUGUCUACGUAGCUCAGUGCUUCUCUUCCUCCCAGCACGAUUACGGCUUGUCUUGAUGACAUCAACUUGUGAAUGACCGAAGAUUACUUGAAACUAUACAGCAAUAAGACUGCUACUUGUUUUUUAGCUGUUGUGAAGAUGAACAUGUUCACCCUCUCCAUAUAUGGCUGCACCGUACCCUUCUCCGCUCAGGUUAAGAGCCUUGGUGUCAUCAAACCUAUUCACCCACUUCAACUUACCCAGAGCUCUGCAGUAUAGAUUAUUGCAUGUUCAAAGUCCACAGAACAUGUCACACUCCUGCUGAUUCAAUUACACUGGCUUCCUGUGUCACAACGGAUGAACUUUAAAAUAUUAUUAUGAACAUUUAAAGCACAUCAUCAUCUUUUCUCUGCUUAUCUCGCAGACCUCUGUCAAACUUACGCUCCCUCCCCUCCUUGUGGUCAUAAUCAGCAGGUCUACUGGCACUACCAGCCAUCAACCUUAGUACAAUGGGUGCCAGGGCCUUCUCCUAUACUGGAACCAAACUUUGAAAGAGAAGAGAAGAGAUUGAUUACAGGCACUGAAUGGUUUGCUUAGUCAGAGCCUGGAAGAAGAGACAUACAAUUUGGACCAAAAAAGAUCUAAAAAUAGGGCCCAGCUUAAAAAAUCCCAAUGAAAGACACUCAAGGCGCCAUUAACUAAAAUGUAUUAACAUUAUUAUUAUUGUAGUUAAGAAGAUAAAUGGUAACCCUAGUCUUGUGUGUGAUUAACAUAGUAAUGUUCAUUUUAGUUUGGGUUGUGUUGAAUUGAAACUUUUGUUCUGUUUUUGUAGAUCUUGCAGGAAAUGGCAGAGGAAAGCACUCAGUUUUGCGGGAACUGCAAACAUGACAUACCAGAAGCUAACUUUACCACUCAUGAGAUGCACUGUCGCAGAAAUAUUGCCCUUUGUGACGUGUGCCAGGAGCCUGUCCCACGGGCCGAUCUGCAGCAGCACAGAGAUCAGGAGCAUGCACAGGUGCAGUGCAAGUGUGGGUUGAAGGUGGAGAAAAGGCAAAUGGAGUCCCACCAGAUUUCAGAGUGCCCCCUGCGCCUGGUACCAUGUCAGUACUGCAACCUAGAGUUGGCCUUCACCCAGGCUAGGGAUCACGAGGACUACUGCGGCACCCGCACUGAGCCAUGCCCAGUCUGCAAGUGCAACGUGAUGCUGCGGGAGCAGGACAUCCACCCGGCCUUGUGCGGGAGCCUCACCCCUCCCCAGGAGAGGAGCAGCUCCAGCUGGGCCGAGCCCCAGUCCCCAGGUGCCUGGUUUGAGGCCCACUCCAUCCACAACCUACUGAGGGCCCAGGAGCGCCUCCACAACAACAACAACGCCGGAGCGACGGACUGCAGAGCACCACCUCGACCUAUAGAGGGCAGACUGCACAACAGCACCCGCGGAACAGUAGGGACGAGGGGCAGGAGGAACACUGCGCCCAGGAACAACGACUUCAGCCGCUUGCUGGAACAGGAUGCAGAGUUUGGGAACAACAACAACAACAGUCUGCUGUGGCCUCCGGGCCAAUUUCCUGUUGAUGACACCUCCAGCCUGGACUACCUGCUGGCCCUUAGUCUGGAGGACAUGGACGGCCAGGAGGGCGUGUGGACAGACGUUUGGGACCACCAGUUCGGAAGGACACCUGUCCAUAGCAGCCUCCAGUCACAGCUCUCUCCUGCUAACAACAACUUCUGUAACAUCACCCCACCCACAGCAAGCCACAGUCCAUCAGAGAUUAUGCUACCCUGUGAGUUCUGUGAAGAGUUGUUUCCAGAGGAGGACCUAAUUUUACACCAGACUGGUUGCAGCCCUGCUUCAGCCAUCGCUUCUUUCAGCAAGCAACCCCUGUGUCUCCCUUAUGAAAACAGCACAAGCCAGGGUGUUGGCAGUUUGUUGAACAUGCCUGAAUGCCCACCGAGUCCACCCACCCUCCCUCGCUCUGUGUCUCCGCUCUAUUGCAGUCCACCCUCCAGUCCCUUAGAGGGCGAUGUACUCAUUCCCUGUGAGUUCUGUGGCGUCACACUGGAGGAAAAUGUUGUCUUUCACCACCAGGAUAAAUGUGACUUCCGGCCACAAAUUGCUUAUCCAGUGGACAAAGUGUCUGCACAGAAGCCUCUGUUUCCACCCAGAGAAGCUACUAGGAGCUCUCCUGACCGCCAGAGGAGGCUACGACACCAAGCAGACCCUGAGGAGGACCUGCUGAGCCAGGCAUCGCUGGGGUGGUCAAGAUCAGGGGCGUCACCCAGGGAGUCCUGGAAAGUCUCUUCCCACGUUGGCCUGCACUCCCAUGGAAAGAACACUAACUCAGACCUGCAGGGGAAGAAUGUGCUCCAUCGCGGAGGAGGUGAUGGCCACGGAGGUUCACCUGCAAACUUCAGCCCCACAGUCAGCCCUUCAGCAGCCCCUGGCCAUCCAUUCAGAGGAAGGCCAGAAGGACGCAGAAGCCAGCGAAACACAGGGGCUGCUAAGGUAUCAAAGAAACAGAAUGUGGAGAAGGAAGAGUCUUGAGAAGGAAGACAACAACAUCAUCAUUUGCUCUUUGCACCGACUGCAAGAGUCUAAACUUAAUUGUGUGUUUGUUUGUCUUAAAGGGAACAACAGCGAUUUUUACAAAAUUACACAAUUUGUUGCUUGUUCAGAAAUGUAGUAAUGUAUCAAGAGCAUUUCAGAAUACGUUGGACCACUCUGAAGUAUGGUAUGUAUGUGUAUUAAAGUUGCGUAUAUAAAAUGCAGGUCUUGCCUAUUUAAGAAUGGUCCAGAUUAACCUUACAUGCUAUUUAGGCAUUUUGUUUGUUUCUGAAGCUGCAACUCAUUGUGACAUUUUAGAAAAUCGUUUGCACUCUCCUUUUAAAGAAUGUAAUACUUCUGUGGCUUCUGACCAAUGUACUGCCUUUCUUGCACUGCAUUUGUGUCUAUUAUUCCUAAUUUUAAAUAAUGUAUAUCUUAUAGCCUUUUUAUACUUUCUCCUUUUUAAAAGUGAAUUCUUUGUUCGACAAAAAUAUGGAAGGAUAACUUAAGUUUUAUAUUAUAAAAUAUGUAUGUGUUUAAAUACAAAUGUGGUGUUCUCUGGAUCAUAGCCUAUAUGGGGGUUCAUAUUGGUUGGGUUGAUAAUUAUGUCUUGACAUCAAAAAAUCUCUCUCUCCCUCUGUCAGUUUGAUUUUGAGAUUUGUUAAACCAGUUUCUUUACUUUGGAAAGUUUGCUAUGCACAUCUUGGGAGAGAAAGAUCUGCUGGUUACGGCAGUGAAAGAAACUUUGAUAACUCUGCCUGUUUACGCUGUCCCCCAAAGAACAGGGUCCAAAGCAUAUUUGUGAUUUGACCAGAAAUCCUCAUGCAUAACAUAAUGCUCUCCUCCUCUGUGGAAAGAAUAUAAUCUGAAUAAAGGACUCUAAUGAACCCA